UUCACACCUUUGCAUGCAACUCAUUCCUCACCAAAUACACUUCUCUUUGCCUUCUAAUCAACUUGCCUCCUAUUCCCUAACUAGUUCAAAAAUGGCAACUAGAAUACUUAUUGGCCUUCUUUUCGUAGCAUUUUUUGUAGCAGCUUCUGCUAGUAAUUUCAACCAAUACUUUGACAUAACAUGGGGUGAAGGCCGUGGCAAAAUCCUCAACAACGGUCAACUUCUUACACUGUCUUUGGACAAAGCCUCUGGCUCUGGAUUUCGUUCUAAAAAUGAAUAUUUGUUUGGAAAAAUUGACAUGCAACUAAAGCUUGUGCCUGGUAACUCUGCUGGAACAGUCACAACAUACUAUCUAUCUUCUCUUGGAGAUGCUCAUGAUGAAAUAGAUUUUGAAUUUCUUGGUAACCUAAGUGGUGAUCCUUAUAUUGUUCAUACGAACAUUUACACACAAGGGAAAGGGAACAAAGAACAACAAUUUUAUUUGUGGUUUGAUCCCACCAAGGACUUUCACACUUAUUCCAUUCUUUGGAAUCCUCAAAGCAUCAUAUUUUCUGUGGAUGGAACUCCUCUAAGAGAAUUCAAGAAUUUUGAAUCAAAGGGUAUUCCUUUUCCAAAAAGCCAAGUAAUGAGUAUAUAUUCAAGUCUUUGGGAUGCUGACAAUUGGGCCACAAGGGGAGGCCUUGUGAAAACAGAUUGGACCCAAUCUCCAUUCACUGCUUCAUAUGGAAACUUCAACAUCCAAGCUUGUGUUUGGACUUCUUCUUCGGGUUCGUCUUGCUCAUCCAAAACUCCAUCUUCAAGUAAUCAAUCAUGGAUGAAACAAUCUUUGGAUUCAACAGGGCAUGCUAGGAUUCAAUGGGUGCAAAAGAACUAUAUGAUUUACAACUAUUGCACUGAUACUAAACGUUUUCCUCAAGGCCUCCCUCCUGAAUGCUCAGUUGCAUAAAGAAAAAAGACUCGGAUAUAUAGUAUACUCAGUUAUAAAUAUGUUAUAUCAUGCAUUUUAUUGUAUAUAUGGAGAACAAAAUAAAGCUCAAGUUCAAUUUCCAAAAGAAUAGAAUUGGAUAGUGAAUGAGGAUAUAUUACACCUUAAAAAUA
Molecule: messenger RNA, 1098 nt
Organism: Vicia villosa (hairy vetch)
Lineage: Eukaryota; Viridiplantae; Streptophyta; Magnoliopsida; Fabales; Fabaceae
Product: xyloglucan endotransglucosylase protein 7-like
Exons: 3
Coding region: 14-946 (310 amino acids)
Biological process (GO): xyloglucan metabolic process; cell wall biogenesis
Cellular component (GO): apoplast; cell wall
Molecular function (GO): xyloglucan:xyloglucosyl transferase activity; hydrolase activity, hydrolyzing O-glycosyl compounds
Source: RefSeq, a predicted model, not a curated record